This is a messenger RNA of Xyrichtys novacula (pearly razorfish), 29186 nucleotides long. The record is from the annotation of a GenBank genome assembly. Lineage: Eukaryota; Metazoa; Chordata; Actinopteri; Labriformes; Labridae.
AUGUGGUCAAAGAUCAGGUAAAUGCGUGAGACCAGUGCUAACAUCAUGAACAGUCAUGUAUUAUAGUCUGUAGCCUAUAGUCUGGAGUUUAGGAGCUGAUUUACCUUUGGAACAUAACCCAGCUGCACAUGUGCACUGUUUAUGGGAGCUUUUAUUCCAGCUCUGCGACUUCCUUUCAGAGAAUGCCUUAUCAGAGCUGAACACACUGACGCCAGCAGUUUACAAGCAGAGACUCCCAUACUAGUCAUGAGUUUUGAUUAAAUCCACUUUGAGUAUACAGUAGUUUAGAUAGCUAAUAUAUCCUGAUUAGAGGAAGGCUUCCCUAAAGGUUUGAAGUUCAGUACCUAAUAUCACACUGACCCUUAGCACAUUUUUUUCUAACAAGUUAUUACUGGAAGAUUUACACGUAGAAUCCCUAAAGUGUUUACUCAUAAUGUGACUUUGUCAAGGCACAGAUAGCUGAAUCUAGACUGCUUAAAUAGAAAGAAAUGAAAGUCUGAUGUUGCAUCUAAUCUUUAUUGCAGUGACAGACAGAGAUGCACAGCAGUGUCAUCUCUGAUUUACACAACCAGAGUCCAAAGGUGGCACAUAAAUUCAUUACAACACAUACUGGGAAGCCUUCUUCAUCAAGGCCACUCUGUUUUAAUAUAGAGGCCCUUCAUUGUGUUUGAUUUAGCUGUUAUUGCUUUAGCAUAGAAACAUAUUCAAAGGUUUUCCCAACAGUGGGGUGAAACAAAUGGGAUCAUCUAAGCCGGGAUGUCACCUUUCCAUGACGACAUAGAUACACACCUCGGUGUAAGUGAUUAGUUUCUUUUCCUCCUACUUUCUAUUACACUGGGUUCAAAGUCAAAGUGCCAUAAAAAACAGUUUGUCAGUGGCCUGAGAGCAGAACAGCCGUGUUUCCUACUCCUCCUCUUCCAACAAGACAGACUGAAGAGGCCAUCGGGGCAAACAGCAACUUUACAGCUGGCUGCCAUAGCGGGAUUUAAUGAAGACCAUCCCUGAGAAAUUCUGAGGAAGACCUCUCGAGUAUUUUGUGUAAGUAACAUUUAUCCGUCUUUAUAUUUGUCUGGGUACAGACUCUUAUUCAGUGGUGUGAGUUUUCUUUCUGAACAAUCUACCGAACGGUGUAGAGAAAAUUUUUAUGAUAUCUGUUUAAAAUGCUGACCACAUGAAGGAGAGAGUUUCCUUUUGUUGAAUUUUGUGACAUCUUUUGGAUUUCUUUGUUUAGGGAGAAGAAAAGCUACAAACUGGUGAUGCUGAGAAAGGUUUGCUUAUUCCUCUGAGUGGAUUUUUGAGUGUGGAUUUUAUUGAUAAGAAUAGAUCCUAAGUAUUUAUAUCACUCAGUUUUUCUUGGAUGCAGUUUGACAGUUCCUUGGUGGAUAUAUUAACAUGUUCUCCAUGCUCUGUAUUGAAGGGGGAGUGGGUUUGGGUUGACUCAGUCAUAGGGAUACCCAUCGGAGCCAAGGUAAAAGUCACCCCAUCAGGCCAGAGGCUACUGUUGGAUGAUGAAGGACAGGUAAACAUUCAUUUCUGCCAGAGAGAAAUGAGAACAAUGAAGCAUGAUGUUCAUGUGAGUCGCAUUAUCCAUGCUGCGUUUACCUGAAAGUGUUUUUUAUUUUCUCGUUUCGAUCCCAGGAAUACAGUCUGGCCCCAGAAAUGGAGGCCUCUCUCAAGAUCAUGCAUCCCACGUCAGUGGAGGGUGUGGAGGACAUGAUCAAACUGGGAGACAUGAACGAGGCCGGCGUCCUCAGGAACCUGCUGCUGCGACACAAACAAGGAAAGAUCUAUGUAAGGCACACAAACAACCUGCCACUCAGCUGAAUUAGACUUUUAAAAGGAUAUGAUUGAUAUGUAUUGAAGGUGGACUGAGAUGAUUUAAAGCAGGUAACUGUAAAAUUUAGAAAUAAUGGACGAUGGAUUGAGCUGUGAUUUUUUUUCAGUCAAGGAAAUAUAAUUUUCUUGCUUUGACACUUAUUUUUCUACAACUCUGAUCCUGUUUUCUGCUCUGUACUGCCAUCCCUGUUAAGCACUGCUGAAUCGUCUUGUAGUUGUGGUAUCGUUUAACUGUAGGCCUGCAAGUAGAAAUACUUGACUGUACAUUGUACUUAUCCUGUGUUGUCUUUAUUUCAUGGUCUUUGGUUUGUCAGACUGUAGUCAGGUCCUGUAAAACAUAGUUAAUGGAAAGAAACACGAGUCAGAGGGUGUAGGCAGCACCUGCUGUAGAUCUUUACAUAUCUGAGUUUAACAGGCUCUUUUACUAUACGGUGUGCUAAAAACAGUUUGAGGAGGACUCAAAUUCAGGGGCUUGCAUUUUAAAACCUCAAGCAGGAAAUGUUUUUUGUGUGAUUUUGUUGACGGUAUCCUUUUAGGACCAUUACAAAAACUCCACCAUUUGCAGCAGAUAAUCCUAAAUGUAUCUUUUCUAUCUCUAGACGUACACAGGUUCUGUGCUGGUCGCUGUGAACCCGUACAUGGAUUAUCCCAUAUAUUCAGCAGAGCAGGUGAGGCAGGUCCUAACAUACAUCAAAGACGUCUCCCGUUACUCACCAUAUCGCCCAUAAAAUUUAACUCUUGCCCUGAAUAAGUUGGAAUCGCUUCCUCAUACACCACAGUAAAUUUAUUGUUUGUUUUCUUCAGGUGAGGUUGUAUCAGGGCCGAAAGCUCGGAGAACUUCCUCCACACAUCUUUGGCAUCGCUGAAAGCUGCCACAGUAACAUGAAACGUCACUACAGGAACCAGUGCUGCAUUAUCAGGUUGGAAUGAAAGAUGUAAAAGCAGAGGCAGAUUUAGCAGGCCAGGUGAUGACUAUGAUAUAUGUCGACCACAUGGAUGACCCCUUUAUUUAUGCCACAGUGGGGAGUCAGGAGCUGGGAAGACAGAGAGCACCAAACUGAUCCUUCAGUAUUUGGCAGCGGUCAGUGGUGAACUCUCUGAGCAGCAGAUCGAAAAACAGAUCCUGGAGUCAAACCCCAUACUGGAAGGUAAGACAUGAACUCAGCUCUACUGCUUUAACACAAACACUUACACUCAGUAGAGAGGGAAGAACUACCUUUUGACAAGUGGCUCAGCUUGCCUAAAAUAAAUAUUGAUAAGUUAAACAAAAAGGUGAUGUACGAUGGAGUAUAGGGGUCACAUAAAAUACUUUUAAUUAAAAGAUUUUAUAGAUUUUUUAUGCAAAGAAAAAAAUGAAAAAUCAUUAAAACAUUCAACAUACUUGGUCACAACUAUAAGAUGCUGUAGAAAGUAUAUUUUGACAUUGAAAAUUGACAAAACAAUUUAAAUAACUUUUAUAACUUUUUUAAUGUAAAUAAUUCACUGUACACAUGUUGUGAACAUAUUUUUAACCUUAAUUUAAAUAUGUUACAAUUAAAUAAGUUAAUUUAAAUAAUUUACAAAUUUGUAAAUUGACUUCACUGUUAAAGCGUACACUCAGGACAGUGUGGUGCUGAGGUGUCUGAACAAUUUAGCAAUUUCAUUUUGGCACAGGCAGCUGCUGCCUGCUCUAAACCAAAAAGAGUUUAUCAUGACCAAAGUCUUAUAAUGUUGUUCUUUAAUGUUGUAACAUUACAACUCGAUUUUCUUUUGUCUUUAUUCUUGUAAUAUUAUGACUUUUCCAGGAUUUUAUGUUAUUGGAAGAAUAUGGUUUUAUAAUGGAUUAAUUCGUGUAAAAAAAAUGACAUUUUAAAUAUUUCUUUAAAACCCCUUUUUUCUUCUUAAAUGUGACCUUGAUACUCCAUCAUAGUGACAAGAUCUGGUCUCCUUAAACAAAGCCCUUUUUUCGCGCCCUCUCUGGGUUUUCUGAUGGACAUGAUGUCAUAUAAUGGCAAAUGAAACUAACAAGUCAAAGAAGGGAGACACUUAAAGAAGAAAAAUUGGGUUCGCUGACUUUUAAGUGACAAAUUUUGACAAAAAUUUGAAUAGAUUUACUAAAUUAUGCCCUGAAUAUUAUCUUACAAAUCAAAGUCACAAACUCCCUUGUGAAAUCUUGAUGAAAAUAUACCAGUUUCAAUAUUCAAGCCACAAGAACUCGCAAGAAUAACUUUUGUGCCUUUUCCCAUUCACUGCUCGUUCGUCAUGACACACAUGUAUCUAGAAUAAGUGUUUGAAAAAUAUCCUCUAUGUCUACUUCACAGCAUUUGGAAAUGCUAAAACAGUCCGAAAUGAUAACUCCAGCCGCUUUGGGAAAUAUCUGGAGAUCUUUUUCAACAAGGAUGGCGUGAUUGAAGGAGCUCGGGUGGAGCAGUAUCUGCUGGAGAAAUCUCGCGUCUGCCAUCAGGUGAAGAGCUUAUCCAAACUAUCUCACCUCCUCUUAUCUUUCACAGAUGGCAGAUACUGUAUGUUAAAUAAACCUAUAAAAGCACAGCAGGUCUCUGUCUUUAGCGGGGCUUACGUCAGCCCUCUCUCUAUACUGAUGAAGACGUUACACCGUCAGUUGAUUUUUGUCACAUCAUCAGUUCAUUUUUGCUCUCCACCCUCAGUCCCCAGAGGAGAGGAACUACCACAUGUUUUACUGCCUACUGGCUGGAGUCUCAGAAGAAGAGAAGAAAACUUUGAGCCUUGGAAAAGCUGAGGAAUACAGAUUCCUGACCCAGGUAUUGUUAUCUUUUCCACCGCCCAAUUAGUCACUUUAAACAACCAUUAAGUGUAUGAACAAAACCCUCCCUCCUAUGUGCUACAGGGUGGGUGUAUCAUCUGUGACAGCAGGAAUGAUGCUAAAGACUACAAGCGAAUCCGUUCUGCUAUGAAAAUCCUGAACUUUUCCGAAGGCCAGUGUCAGGAAAUCCUCAAGCUGCUGGCGGCAAUCUUACACCUGGGGAACGUUUGCUUCGAGGGUGAGUGUGCUCUGUCAAAGAAUAUCUGAACGUUUAAAACCUCAGUAGUUCUCUCAUACAAUGAUUGCAUUUGCUUUCAAGGCAAGGGAAAGGAUCUUAACAUGUAGCUGAAAUAGUGCAAUAAAUAUAAUAACAAGCAUUUCCUGACUUUACUGUUUAUAAGGUUAUAAUUUGGCUGACAGUGGGCUGUGGGCUCGAUGAUCAUGUCUUUGGUUUUUGACCCGUAAAUCUGCAAGUGCAAAGAUUCUUACCUGCGUCAUCAAUGUGUCUAAAGAUAUGAUAAUCAUAGCCCAAACUGUCAUUUAGCAUGAGGAUGUUGAGAUUGUGUCUCAUCACUGAUAACUAUUGGGAAGGAUUAUUGAUAACACACCCAGCUUUGGACUAAACACUGAUGCUGACGCUGCUUAUAAUGUAAUUUAACUCAACUGUAUACUGUUCUGGUGACUUUGUUUUAUCAGCAUUUUUUGAGUCCAAUACUUUUGUGUUUUGGUUUAGUUGUUUAACAGUGUCCAGGGCUUUAUGUAUUUCCUGUGUUUAAGUACCAGCUGCAAACCAAAGAAAAAAAAAAACUUAAAAUAAAAUUAUAGUCUAGUUGAAAAUGCAGUCAGCAAUAUCAAGGUAGCAGUGUCACAAUGUAAAAAUUCAGAACUACUUUUAAAUUGCAGGAAAUGAAAUAUAUGUAAAUGUUCAAUUUUAAGUAUAAUUUAUUCUACGUUGUAGGAUCUAUUUAGUACAAAUAAUGUAAUGUUUUCUGUUUUUGUGUGUUCUUUUUACAUUUUCAUAUUCAAUAUUGUGAUCUCUUUCCUGCCUUUUGCCUAAUUUGAAAUAGUGUUUAAACUAGCGAAGUAUUUAAGUAUUUUUUUCUAAAAGAAAUCUACUGAAUUUUUCCCUGACUGCUUUGUAUCACAAUGAAUAAAUGACUGUGUUGUUGUUGCUCUUAUUACACCUGAUUGUUUGUUACAACCAGCAAACACUCAAAACAACCUGGAAUCCAGCGACGUCAGCAAAUCAGAGCACUUCAGCAUUGCAGCCUCACUGCUGCAGGUAAGUUUUCUAACUGUUUCUGUGAAUAUUUACUGUGUCAUUCAUUACUUCAUGUUAUGAAAUCCUUAUCUUUUUUUAGCAUUAAACUAUGAUGGUUUUGUCUUAAUUUGCAGGUCGAGAUGUCAUCUCUAGCUGCGAGUCUGACCCAUCGCUCCAUCAUGACAAACAGUGAGAGGAUGAUCAAACCUCUGAGCUCUGAGCAGGCGUCUGACUGUAGGGACGCUUUUGUCAAGGUAACAAUGUUUUACUUGGUUGCCAGUAAGUCAGACUGUACUUCCUUAUUAGAUAUCGGCCCAGGAUUAAAGGAGCCUAACUCUAUAAAUGCUGUUUACCACUUUAUAAGGAAGCGUGUGCCUUUAAUUCAGCAUAAGGGGAUUUUAUACCUUUUUCUGUACAUGUACAGUGAUUUUUUUAAGAAACAAACCCUCCCUGGACUCCUUUACUUGUUACAGUGUUAUUACAUGAAUUUAGUUUGUGCUUAUUUGGGUUCCCUACAGUUUGAUCAAAAACAAAAUAAAAAGUAUAAACCUGAGAAAAAUGAAAAUUCAGCAUAAUCCUAAUAAAAAGUUUCAUAAAACUUUUAUGAAAAGCUUUUAGUUUUACACCUUUAAAAACAGAUGUUUACAAAGUGCUUUAACAGAAGAAGCAAACAAAGGCCGAAACAGACAAAGGAAAAUUGACAGUUAAAGAUUGGCGGUUGGUGGUUGAUGGCGUCACAUCAGGAAGGUGAAAAGGAAGAAGGUGGAUAGAGGACAGAUAAAAGAGGAAAACAAAUAAAUACAUAGAUAACAAAAUAAGAUAAGGUAAAAUAAGAGCAAUUGUGAAAAGGGAGGUAGUAUAUUAAAACAUCAGAAAAUGUUAAAAACAGGACUAAAAUUAAUAAUAAUGAUAAUAUAAAUGAUUGACAAUGUUAAACAAAAGGUAUGCAGGCAGUAAAAUAAAUAAAUUAUACUUUAUGUAAAGACAUCAUGUAAAAGCAAAGUGAGUUUUAAGAUGUGAUUUAAAAGAUGUAACUGAUUCAGCCUGCCUUAUCUCCUGGGGCAGGGCGUUCUAAAGUCGAGGAGCCCUGACAGAAAAGGCUUAACUCUUUUAUGUAGUCAACUAUUUUGAAUACCAUGUAAUAAAUCUCAAAACUGUCAUUUAUUAGGGUUAUGAAAUAUGAUAGAUUACAUCAGUUUUUAUUUGAGCUGAAACAAUAAAAAAGAUCAUUAUAAUGGAUCAGUCAUAUUCAAAGAUGAAUUCAUAGAAGAUAAGUUGUAAAAAAGUCUUUCCUUUCUUAUUUUGCUUUUGUAUAUUCAGAAACUUCUUUGCAUUAAAUUUUCAGGCAAUUUACAACAAGCUGUUCAUCUGGAUUGUUGAGAAAAUAAACAGCGUAAUCCAUAAGAGGUUGAUCAAAAGCCCCAAAUCCUCCUUCCUGUCCAUCGGCCUGCUCGACAUCUUUGGCUUUGAGAACUUCUACAUCAACAGGUCAGGAGGUUUUCUUACAUGUUUAACCACUAAAACACAAUUAUGAUGUAUUCAUAUAAUAUUGAUAAAUAUAUACAAUAAAAUACUUUGUCCUCACAGCUUCGAGCAGCUGUGCAUAAACUUCGCCAAUGAGAAGCUGCAGCAGUUCUUUGUGGCUCACAUCUUCAAGCUGGAGCAGAAGGAGUACCAGAAGGAGGACAUUGUGUGGAGAAACAUCAAGUUCAGCGAUAAUCAGAACAUCCUGGACCUGCUGGCUGGACAGCCCUGUAACCUGCUGGCUCUGAUUGAUGAGGAAAGCCAUUUUCCAAAGGUGUCGGAGCUAUGAUAUGUUGAUUUUCCUCCAAUUCAGUGACUCAAUCAAUCAUUAUGUAAAGCCAAUUCAAAAUAGUUGUUGUCUCAAAAUAUUGUAUUACAAGAGCAAGAUAUAGGGACAAACAACACCAGCAGUUCAUGCAGACUUAAGGUAACAGAGCAAAGAGUGAUGGUUUAAGUAUACGCCCUAUUUACAGUGAAGUAAUAAUGAUAGAUUGACUUUAACGACACUUAAAGUAAAUAGGACUUAUAUGAGCAUUUAUGAUCAUGAGGAUGAUAAUAGAGGUAGGAGGGAUAUUAUUGAUGGCAUCUCGGGUCAAGCAGGUUAAAGAUUGACAUAUAGCAAAUAGACAUUAAUAAUAUAUAUGUUAGACAGGUUUAGCUGCGGCAGCUGGAGUCCGGCAGGUCCUCAGCAGCUGGCAGCAGUGAUUCAGAGGGACUGUAUAUGGGAGCAGGACAGGAAGAUUUAAAGGCAGAUUAGAGAGGGGGGAAAGUCAGUAGCUCAGGCUGCCUAUCCAGUGCAACUAAGAAUUGGCUGAAGCCUGAACCAGCCUGAAUGUAAUGCAUCUGAUGUGUUAUUUCAACACACUAAAAGCAAUAGUUGUAUCUGCAGACAUUUUAAACCUGCUAAUAUGAUUUUUAACUUUUUAAGCUAUUAUCUGCCAAUACAGGUAUCAUGCUAUGACAUAAUGAUUGUUUGAUACCUCACAGGGUACAGACUCCACAAUGUUGAACAAGAUGAACCAGCAACACACUGGGAACAAAUCCUACAUCUCCUCCAAAGGCCAGUAUGACACUGACUUCGGCAUCCGCCACUUUGCUGGCAUGGUUUUAUACGACUCCAAAGGUAGGGGAGUAAACCACAGAAAAGUCUAAUGACGAGCUCAAAGUCUGCUGCUGCUUCUGUGAGGAGCUCAGUGAUGUUUUUAUUGUUUUUAUUAAGGAUUUCUGGAAAAAAACAGAGACGCUGUCAGCUCUGAUAUCAUCAAGAUGAUCGAUGUCUCCACCAAUAAGGUGCUCCGUCAGAUAUUUGAGUCUGAGCUCUCGACAAAUGGAGUGAAGAUCAGCAACAACAAAAAGAUCAUCAUGACACCGAAGAGCUCCCUGCGGGUAUGAAGCGACAGUCUCAUUAGAUUUUGGAUUUUAUUCAUACAUUUAUAUCAAUCUUCUUUAUUUUUAGAGUUUCCUUCAGAGUUCUUGUCACAUCAUAUGUCAUGUAGUGUCAUCCUGUAACAUACCUGAAAAAUCCUCAUUUUCAAAUGUAAUAUCAAAGAGACGAGGACAGUAUUGCUUUUUUUUGUUAAUGCAAAAUAUCACGCAAAAUGUCAUACCUCAUGAAUACGGAUUAGAGGAUUAGGGCCACUGGAAAAAGAAGGUCUAAUAAAUAUAUAUAUAUAUAUAUAUAUAUAUAUAUAUAUAUAUAUAUAUAUAUAUAUAUUAUUAUUAUUAUUAAUAUUAUUAUUAUUUUGAGGAAAAAAGUCUUAAUCUCAGGGUUUGUACUUUUUUUCUCAGAAUUCUUACUUUAAUGUCAGAAUAAUGAUUUUAAAAAAUUAUAUCAGUCUUUUCUUUUUUUUUUUUUUUUUUUCAGUGGCCCUAAUCCUCUUCCGUACACAUAAGACCUAUACAUGUCUAAAUUGCAUGCCCUGUUUUAAUGGACAUUUCUUGUUACCCUUCUGGAACAUUAAGGACAUGCUCUGAUAGUCACACUAUUGUGACACUUUCCACUACUACGCUGAGUUGAUCUGCUUCACUUCCUCUCUCUGUCACUGCACAGGCUCAGACUGACGGUCGAAAACAAGUGCCGACGCUGAGCGGUCAGUUCCGUCAGUCUCUGGACUCCCUGAUGAAGGCUCUGUCUGCCUGUCAGCCCUUCUUCAUUCGCUGCUUCAAACCCAACAACGAAAAACAGUCCAAGGUGAAUCACACAACACCCGCUACAGCUAAAUUAUAAAACAGAGUAACACACAUAAUGGUUGCUAUAGUUUGGAUUUGUUAUUAUAUGCAAUAAACAUAUAAAAUGAGGGAGAGGGUGAGCUUGUGGAAAACCAGGAUCAGCAAGUAUACAUGUUUCUCAUUGUUUUUUGGACCUUUGGUUAAACAGUAAAGAGUAAAAUUAAUUUUCCGAUCUGCUUCUGAGCCUCGUAACCAUCUAGGAUAACAACAGCCUCUCUUUGUUUGUUAUCAAGCAAAUUUCCUGUGAAAUAUAACCUGCUUACUUACACGCUUAAUAUAUUGUUUGUGCUGGCAGUCUAGAUUGAAAUAUCUCAACAGCUAUUGGAUGGAUUAUUGUGACAUAUAGAGACUCAUGAUUCCCAGAGGAUGAAUUUUCCCACAACUCCUAUCCCGGUUAUCCUGAGAGGUUUCUUAUUGUGCUGCUGAAAGAUCAAAGUUUCACUUCAGCUGAAAAAAGGCUCAACGAUGACUUCUUCUAGGUUCAUGGUUCCCUGAUGAUAAAUCUUUAUAACUUUGUAGUUGUCUUUAAGUCAUUGUCUUGGGCUCUAAUGCCUCAGUAGGAAAUGACAUGACAGUGAGUGACAGGUUACUGUGAGAAGGAGUUGAGUAUGACACUGGUAAAGGUUAAAACUGAAUUAAAACAAAACUUUUGAACAUUUUGAUUUGAGGGUUUCUCUGUUUGAUUUACAAAUAUCCAUGGGAAAUAAAUUCCCAUCACAUGCAGUUGUACUUUCUGUGAUUUGUGACUUAUUACCACAUACUAGACUUAUAACCUGCUUAACUCAGAUCAUACACAUGGUUAAUAAUAUACAUAAAAAGCAGUAGAAUGUUUUCAUACCGUUGAAGUGUGUAAGUUAUUUCGCACAAAUUGGAUUUUAUUUUCCCUUCUUGAAAAACUCUUGAUUGUUGCAUUCACUAAAACAUGACAGUGAGCUGUGAGACAUUUACAGUAAUGCCCCUUUUAUGACCAACAAAAUCAGAUGACCAUCAGGGAAUAAUCUGAAACUCUCUACUCUGUGACUUUUAGAGCGUGUAACUACAGCUGUGGGGGUAGGUGUCAGACUGCAUGAUUGCCAGCACGUGAAAUAAACAUUUUUUAAAUAUUUCCACUGCAAAUAUCGACAAAGAGUGGCACAAUCGACUGUCAAAAGAAAAUAGAAUGAGAUUGAGUUUUCUCUGUCAGAAAUCACUGCUCACAUUAACACAGGAUGAUAUCAGCAAAGCUACCAGUGAUAUCACUUUGUUAGGCAGGGGGGCAAAAACCAUCACAAACAGAGAGCUCUUUACUGGAGUUUUAAAGAAGGAGGACAAAAGUGACUCUGCCUUCGGAGUGUUAGUAUAUUAACAACUGCUGUACUCUGCUUUCCUCUAGUUAUUUGACAGAGAGCUGUGUAUGCGUCAGCUGAGAUACUCUGGCAUGAUGGACACCAUACGCAUCCGUAAGCUGGGAUACCCAAUCCGCCACACCUUCAAGGACUUCCUGACGCGCUACAGGGUGCUGCUGAAGACCACCAUCUGUGAUCCCAAAACUGUCAGUCCUGGUGUAGUCUAUUUUUUACCUCACAAAACAAAGCAGAUGUCUGUUGUAGAUAUCGAUGCAACUAAAUGUCACCACAGAUUUCAUUAACAUUAACUGUCUUUCUUUUUGAAUUGCCAUAAGCACUUUUACAGCAUCAAAUAAACUCUUCUUGUCCCGGCAGACGUCAGCUGCAGCUUGUUGUGAGGCAAUCUGCAGGACGGUGAUUAAAGGAGAGGACCAGUGGAAAAUUGGCACAACCAAGGUUUUCUUGAAGGUGAAACUCUGAAUUAUUGUAUAUUUGUAUUUAUAUUUUUGUGUUUUUCAUGGCAGAACAUCACAAUCAAGCAAUAUGAAAUUGUAUUAAGACCAUAACAUUAGUAUUUAAAAUGUACUCUUAUUAAGUCUCUUUUUGAUACUUCAUUUUAGGACACUCAUGAUGCGUUCCUGGAGCGACUUAGAGAAGAGGAACUCGGCAGGAAAGCUGUGGUGAUCCAGAGGGUCAUGAUGGGACACAAAGACAGGUGAUAUAAUGAGGACAUGGGUGCAAUACCAUAUCUUUAUUUACAUCAUGUUAACAAGUCCGAGCAUGUCUUAACUGAACAUACAUGCUUUUCUUCAUUUUGUAGGAAGUCUUUCUUGAAGAAGAGGAAGGCAGCGCUGGUGUUACAGAAGAACUGGAGAGCUUACAAACAAAAAGAAGCAGCAAGAAAGGUCUGAGCCUCUCUUAACUUUUAUCACACUCAGAGAUUGUAGCUGAUGUAACAAACUCUAGUUUAACAACAGUAAGGAUAUUAUCUCAACUUCGCUGACCUUGUCCCUUGUUUCAACUCUCACUCCUACCAGCUUCUGAAGGGCUACCAACGGCUGACAGCAAGGAUCAAGAGCCGAAAUCUUCAGCACCACUUCCAAAAGCAGCGAGAAGCAGCGAUCAUAAUACAGAGCCAGGUAUGUACUUCAGUAUAUGAAUACAUGAACUAUACAAACAGUAUCUCAACAUAGCAAAAACACUUAAUAAUAAUAAUGAUGGACAAAUUCAUGGCUUUAUUCACUUUUGUGUUCUAUAUAUAUCUGUACUAUAUAUCAGGGCUGCCACCAUAUUGCUAGUCUGUCACAUCAUGAUUACCAUGGCCAUAAAAUAUCAUGAAAGGGAUGUUAUUGCAGUGUUCAUGGAAACCUUUAAAAUAAAACUGCACUAUUAGUAAAGCUGAGGAAAGAAAGAUUUGUAGCUGUGAAAUUUAUUCUUUGGCCAUAUUACCAGCCAUGUGACCCGAACUUCUCUGAAGAGGGCAUUGCUUCUUAAAACAAUUUUCUGUCAGGCUUUUAUUCUAGAAAUUUUCUGUCUUGCAUUUAGUGUGAUUUAGUUCCUGUACGCUAAAACUGUGCUUUUAUUUUCAAGUAUAGUAUUUCUGGUAGAUUGUCAAUUGUCAACAGGAAGGUUGAAUGGUAAAAAUGUUGGCUGGAACAUUGUUUUUGGAUUUACGGUAAAUCUUGGUGUGACAGUUGUUAGGAGGGCUGAAACAUCUCUCAGAGGGUGGCUACAGCUAACUCCCAAAGGUCCGCUUCUUCCCCCCUCCUGCUGGCAAAUUGCAACCUACAACACAUAUUCUUUUUUUUUUUUUCUUUUAAAAACUGUUAAUGUAGCCACAGCCAUACUAAGAAUAAGUUCAGUGUUUAUUUGUGUAUAGUUUAAACUGAACAUUGUGAAACUCAAAAAGUAUCAAGUGUGUUUCUUUUGGACAAUUAUGUCAUAGAUUGGUAGAAACCAAAACCAUCAAGUAACUUUGGACGUACAUUUUAUUACAAUUCAUUACAUUACAAUUCAAAUGGGGACUCAACCAAUUGUAGCUCAUAGGAAUGGCUGCUAAAGUUGCUUUGAAAAUGAUUGUGUUACUCAAAAUUGAAUGUUAUUUCUGGAAGGUUUUGCUUGCUGUUUUAGUAGCAUUUUCAUUUAUUACAGUCAAUAAAUCAAGUCUUCUGAUACCUUAAACAAGAUAUCAACAUUUGUAUAUCAGGUCUAUGGGGUCUUAUCUUGGAUUACGUAAUGUUUUGACCAGAAAUAUGACAAACACUUUUUUUUUUGUGAGAUUGUGAUUAUAAGACAUUUAAACUUUGUGUUUGAACUUUAAAAAGUUUCUAAAGAGUCACUGAUGUGUUCAAACGUUACUAUUUGUUUGACCUUGCACCUGUUCUGUUACAUGUACAGGGGCAGCAGAUAUUUCCAAUAACUUCAUUUUGCAACAGAAAAAAACUUUAGGAAGCUACAAGUGUUUUAAUUAUGUCUUUUAAUAAACUGAUGAUUGGUUUUUGACGGACUGUAGAUAAGAGGUUACAGGGCAAGGAAGGACUUCAAGCAGAAAAAAAGGGCAACGAUCAAGCUGCAGGCUCACACCAGAGGAGUGCUGGCCAGAAGAAAAGCUGUGAAAACGAAGAAUGGCAGGAAAUCUGAAAGUGAGACUGUAAGUAACUUAACCAAUGGGAGGACAUGUCUGUUAUUUGUUAUUUUUAUUCUGUAUUCUGCAUGUGGACUUCUUUACACUUCCUUUUUGUGUACCCUCUGUCUACCAGACCUUCUCACGAGACCCCUUUUUUGAGGAGGAGGAGGAGAAUAAAACACCAAUAGGCUUUGAGCUUCAACACCGACUGUCUCUCAUUGCUGAAUCACAAAACGAUACAGAGGAGGAUGUGCUGGAUGAUAAUUCAGAGAAAAGCUCGGAUGACCCUGUACCCCCUCCUCGUGUCGAAGAGGUCCAACAGGAAACAUCAAAAACAGACAAAUUUGAGGUUAGCUGACAAUGAAACAGGAAUGAUUACCUUUCACUUGGUUGUAUUUUCAUGACUAAACCUCUGGUCAAAUUCUGUUUUGCUUUUUUAGAGGAGGAGCGAAGUGGUUGAGCAGGUUAAGAUCAUCAUCAGUCCAUCUUCAAAGUCACCGACACCAGCACCGUCACUGAAAGAGGAUGACACCGAUGAUGAGUUUGAUGAAGACAAUGACGAGUUUGCUUUCCAUAAGUUCAGAUUCCAGAGCGACGCCACACACAAGCACAUCAUGCAAAGGCUUAAAGAGCCUCUCCUGCACCAUGAUGAUGAGGGCGAUGUUCUGGUAAGAAGAAAAUAGUGUUGUUUUUUUUUUUUGUUUAGUUUUUUUGUGUGAAGGACAUGAUCCAUCUUUCACUGAAUCUUAUUGGUAGUACCUCUUCUCAUUUCCCUCAGGCGUGUCUGACUGUUUUCUGGAUUAUCCUGCGUUACAUGGAGGACAUGCCAGAGCCAAAAAAUCAGGAUGCCCAUUCUCUGGCGUCCAGCACCUUGUCAAGUCCUAUGACUCCCAGGCGAGGCCGUAGGCUGAGCAGUCUGGUGGGGCUGGACCAGGUAACAAAGUCAAACAGAUGUGUGUGGAGGUUUCAGGCAGGUUUUGUUUAUGGGGUCUCCAGUUUUAGAGAUACAAAACGAGAUUUUUUUGUUGAAACUUUUUAGUAGCCUCAACCCCUGUCUUCAAUUUUCCAUCAAAAACAAAGGGGAAUGAAAUAACAGAACUAGAAAUCACAUUACUUACUGUGCAGGGCAUUAAGACACAAUAAACACUGGAGCUUAUUUCAUAGCUGAAAGUACCGUCUUGAGAAAAUUCACAAGCACUUCACCAACUCCAAGCGCUGUUUUAUUCAGGUUCUUAUUAUUCACAGGCUUCAUUACGCCAGAACCAGAAGUUACACAGUGAUGUUAACCAUUGUCAGUUGACCACUUUUCCCACAAGAAUACUCCAAAUUAUUUCAGAAUACUUGCACCUAACUCUUUUCUGAUGCUGUUUAGAAUUUCUGAUCCGUUUUCCCAGUGCAGUUAAUUUCACCAGCAUGUGCUGCACACUAAAAGGAGGGGUAUCAUGCUUUUCCACAUUUACAACACCCCUUUAAUAAAUAGUUCCACUGUUUUAGAGGAAAAACAGUAGCAGCCCUUGUAUUGAGCACAUAAACUGAGGUACUUUGACAACAUUUGACAUCCCCCCUGAUCCACUUUGGGAGUUAAGUUGAUGGAGGAGAAAGGGAUAGGAGGAUAUUUGUGUUCCCUUUUGUUGUGACAUUUUUUUCACUUGGGCUUUUUCCUUAUGUUUUCUUUUCUGCCUGUUUUUUCUUCACUGUUUUUGUAUCACACAAUAUGUAUUCUAAAUUUAAAAUAGGAGUCUUAUUAUAUUUCCCUUUGGUCUUGGUUUUUCCUCCCUGUAAAUUGACACAUUUAUUUUCCUAAAUCGAUACUUUAAUGUGUCUUUUUUAAAUGCUUCCAUAAUUGAUUUUUAUUACUGCCUAUGUAUUAUUAAUUUGUAAUUUAAGUGUUUGAUGCUAUGGGCAAGUGUGCAUGCGUGUGUGUGUGUGUGUGUGUGUGUGUGUGUGUGUGUGUGUGUGUGUGUGUGUGUGUGUGUGUGUGUGUGUGUGUGUGUGUGUGUGUGUGUUAAGGGAAAUGUUUGUGUUAAGCACUUUGAAACAGUGAUGCAAGAUAAAGCCUGUAUGGUUUAUAGAUUGAUGGUUCAUUAACUAUGCCUUUCAUAUCCUUUUAUGUCGUUUUAAAUAGAAAUUUCUGAGGAGAAACAAGAAAAAGCCUGGGGGUGGACGAAAAACUUCUACAAUCUUUGAGGAGGUCUGUGAUGAUGUUCACCAAUAAAUCAUCAUGUAUGUGUUGAUUUAUUCUGUCUGUUUCAUGCUGAUUAUUAUCUUUUUUCACCUUUACCAGCCGGAGGAGCUGACCGAGGAGGAGGGCGUAAUGAUUGGAGAGGGUCCUAAACUGCAUCGAUACCUCACAUCUCAGGAGAAGCUGAACAUUAUCAUUGGAUAUGCUCUAUUCAGACCAGACAUAAGGUCAGAAUGAGAUAACUGUUCACACAAAAAUAUGCUCAGACUGAUUAAACUAAUGUGUGUGUGUGUGUGUGAGUGUGUGUGUGUGUGUGUGUGUGUGUGUGUGUGUGUGUGUGUGUGUGUGUGUGUGUGUGUGUGUGUGUGCGUGUGUGUGUGUCCAAUGAACAUACACAAUACAGCUUUGUAAAUGUAGAUAUAUCUAAUAUAAGUGUUUUUUUUUUCCUUUUGCCUUCCUUAACAAAGUGAAACCAUCUUGCCAUUAAUGAGUCAUGUAAAGACGUUCUAUCUGCUAAAGUCAGAUGAUAUUAUGGGUAUAUAUUAUACCCAGUGAAUGAUCUUUGUAUCUUUUCAUAUUUCUUUGCAAAGAAAGUCAUAAAAAGAGUAAAAUAAAUACAUUAAUAAAAAGAGUAUAGAAAUACCAGAAAUACUUGUAUAUAUCUCAGACAGUAGUUUUUAUACAUCUAAUAUUUGUCUGAAGCCGAUGUUAAAAUCAAAGGGUAUACCUUUUGACUUUCAUCAGAUUUCUCCCCUCUUCAUUUAUCAUCAUAAAAAAAUGAUAUGUGCUAAAAUUGUCAAAAGAAAGUAACAUUUUUGUACUACCUUAUUUAAUCAUUUUUGCCAUUAAAAUUGACCUGUAGAGAUGAUGUAUGGUUUCAACUGUGAUGAUAAGAUACACAGCUUACCCCAAGUGGUGUUUAUGGGGGAAAAAGAUAUUUUGUGGUUCCAAAGUAAUACCCGAUGAAAAUGUAUGAAUUAAAUGAUUAAUAUAUGAAUGUGAUGAAUAUGAAUUGUUUACCCGUGCAGAGACGAGAUUUACUGCCAGAUUUGUAAGCAGCUGGUGGAGAACAGAAAUAGGAGGAGUCGGAUGCUCGGCUGGACUCUCCUCUCCAUCUGUCUUGGGAUUUUUCCCCCAACAGAUCACUUCAUGAAGGUCAGUCUGCAGCUUGAAAUCAACAGAGUGCUCUUUUAUUUAAGGGUGUACAUCUAAAAAAGCUUCCCUCUCUUUAAAACCCCAUCUGUCCUCAGGUAACUCUUUCCCAUGUAACACUAUCACUUUGAAAGGUGUCCUCUGCUUUUAUCAAUGAUAGCCAUCAGGAUGACGAAACACAGACAUAAACACAACUUCUCAAAACAAUUCACACCUCUCUGCUCUUUAGAUAUGAUCAGGAUAAGAUAAGAAUAAGAUAAGGUAUCACUGAAAACACUUUGUAAACUUGAUCAAAUAAAAAGAUAAACACCAAAAUAACCUUUAUCCCUGUUUGUCAGUAUUAUCAGAAUAGUCAAAUGUGCUGGUUUCGUUACAACAUCUAGGGGAGACCAGGGCUUGUUGUCACAUGGGUAAAUUCUCACAUUGCAAUUAUCUUUGCCAUCAAAGGGUGCAAAUAAAAAGUAGAAUACUAGUUUUCUACUAGUAUCUCUACUAGGAGAGAUUAAGACAUCCUGUCAUACCUCAGUCAUUUUUCUGUUUUAAGCUAACUUUAAGCUAAAGCUAGAAUUAGCAAACAUGGUAGUUUGGGGCAACAUGCCCUUGUUUUAUUAGCUGCAAAAUCCACUGUGACAUUUUACCCCAUGUAGUGAGACAACUUACCUGAUUGUGGGGCAACAUGUCACAUGUUCACACACUCUGAUUGCUAAUAACUCUGCACUGAGACGAUAUUUGAAAAUGACAUGAAUACGGAAUAUAUACCUGAGACUUUUGUCUUUCAUCUGGUUCACAUUUUGUUUAUAUAUGAUGUAUUGAUUUCAAGAAAUAUAUGAGUGUAAAAAGUGUAACAACAAGCCCCAGUCUCCCCUACUUUAUAUCAACUUAAGUACAUUUUAAAUCUUUCAAACUAUGUAUUGGAAAAAAAAAUAUAUAAGAUUCUCAUUCAAAGAAACAGAAAAUUAAAGAAGUUACACUUGACUUUAUCCAAAUAAAGGAACAGACCAAAGAAAUGAUAGAGCUUGAUUCAUGUUACCACCUGGAGACACUUCAUCUAAGCUGGUCUUCUUUUUUAAAUUAUUCACCACAACAAAUGUACUAUUUGUAAGAAAUGUAAGUUAUAUGUUUGGUUUUAAUUUGCUGUUAGAACUUGACUCACACCAUUUCCAAUAAAUCAAGUCAGCUUUUGUUCCUCUGCUGUUUGGGCUUGGUUUUCUAAAAACUGUUCUAAUUUGAAGAAACCAAAACUUAUUAGUAUUACACACUAGUUUUUUAUAUUUCAAUAACAAGACAACUACUAUGGUUAUAACUGCUAUUUUUGUUCCAGUAUACCUUUUUCUUAAAUGUCAGCAGCUCCCUUUACAAAUUCUAAAAAAAGACUGAGAGAAAAUUCACGCAUUAAACUUCUCAGUUUACCUGUAAAGAAAAAGUUUAAGACCCUUCAGCUUUCAGAAAAAACUCUGUAUUUAAUCACAUGAUUCCCAGAAAAGUGCUGAAGUCUUUUGUCAUUAUCAAAACGUGGGACCUUGCUAGACAUGUUGGAUUGCAGUAUUUUGCAAUUAUGUUUUUAUAUUUGUAGGAAAAGUUCCUGUUUACAUCUAAAUUUGCACUCUGUUUAAUUUUCUGUUUUAUGCUCUCUGCUGCAGUAUCUGGAGUGUUUUGUCCGCAAAGGGCCGAGUGGCUAUGGUGAAUAUUGUACUGAGCGCCUGCGACGCAUUAAAGCCAAUGGAGAAAGGAAAGAGUUGCCCUGUUGGUUGGAAGUGCAGGUAGAGACUCUGAAUCACAUUUCUUUCUCUGUUAUUAAUACCUCACAGCAGCCACUUCUGAAAAUCAGAAUAUUGUUUGGUCCUGAUUUUUAUCCCUUUGUCCGACAGGCUGCCAAGUCCAAGGAGUCCUUGAACUUGGAGGUGGCUAUAACGGAUGGUCGCUUCAUCGGUGUAAGUCUGGACUCAGCCUCCACCUCAGCUGAGGUCUGUCAAGCUGUGGCUGACAAAAUCGAUCUCAGAGACACGUACGGCUUCUCUCUGUACAUCAGCAUGUUCGACAAGGUGAACCUUACUUUCUCAUCUCACCCACUUAAACCAUCUUUAUACUUUGGUUGUCGGUUUGACUCUGGAUCGAGGUCCUGUUACAUGUGACACCAAUCUCCUUUCAUCUCUAGAUGUGGUCUCUGGGCAGCUGUGGGAACCACGUGUUGGAUGCCAUAUCUCAGUGCGAGCAAGAGAUGAGGAGGCAGGGACGGAGGGAAAAGGACACCCCCUGGAGGCUCUCCAUCCGCAAAGAACUGUUCAGACCCUGGCACGACUGCUCAGAGGACAAGACCAGCACAGAUCUGAUCUACAGGCAGUUCAUCAUGGGGAUCAAGUCUGAAGAGUAUACCAGUGAGAAGGUGAGGACCAGAAAUGCAAUACAAACACGGACACAUCUUCAUCUCUGACUGGCAGAAAGUAACCUUUUUUUUUUUUUAAAUCUCAAUCCUUAAUACAUUGAACAAAAACAGCAUGACCCACACAGUAAAGAUACCAGCCUGUGGUUAGCCUCCCCAAACUGAUGUCCUUACGGAACAAGUUUGGGACUUACUCGGGAUACAGAUUGAAUAAAGAGAAAAAUGUGACAUAAUUACAAUAGAAAAAAAAAAAAGAAGCAGACUUUUUUUUGUUUGUUUUGUUUUAUCACAGGAGGAUGAAUACGUCCAGAUGGCAGCACGGCACUAUUACACCCAGUUUGGCUCUGUUAACAAAAGAGAUAACGUGGAGAGGGUCGUGGACGAGUGCAUCCCAACACCACUUAUCGAGAACAAAUCCAAGACGCGCUGGGUGCAACUCGUCAGUGAAGCGCUCUCACAGGUACAGUUUACAUAAACACCUUCAGUGUCCUCAGUCAUAGCUGUUUUAGGGGUAUUUACUUCCUCUGCAGUUUCUGUAUCAGGUCAUUUCUUACCCUCUGAUUGUACAGGAUACUUAUGCCAGAGGGGAGAAAAAAGCAGAAAGUGUAAAAGGAGAACUGGUGGACCAUGCCCGACAAUCUUGGCCUGUUUAUUUUUCCAAGUUUUAUGACGUCACCAUGAUGUCAGGUCAGUCAAAAUACGAGUUAAACUUUAUUUUUCAGUGAGUUUGGGUUCUUGUACAACUGUAAAUAUUAAAGUUAUCUAAGAAGGCUGUCACUUUUUCUCAAUCAGCACAUCAUCUGUAAAACAUGUAUGUAGUGUCACACAUUCGUGUUGUGUUCCUGUAAUUUACCUCACAUUGCCUUCCAUCAUCACAGACUCUUUAUUAUUAGCUACAAUUUGAAAAACAGACACUGUUUACAACCAGUUUUCUAAAACAGUUUCACCCUCCCUUCUCUCUGCAGGACCUCCUCUUCCCAAAAGCAGGUUUUUUGUGGCGGUCAACUGGAACAGCGUCCUUUUCGCGGACGGGAGAGACAGGAGACUUCUUGAGCUGCCUUAUCUAGGAAUAAAGGAAAUACGCUUGAUGAGGUAUUGAGAACAUUACAGUCAUGUAAAUCAUAGUUAUUUUAUUUAUUAAGUCCCUUAUGAAACAAGAUUAACCAGAAAAAUUUCACAAGACAGAGCAAAAACAUGAUAUUCAGAACAAUAAUGACACAAACAGCAUGGACAGACACAGUCGCAUCCUGUCCCAAGACUAUUUGAAAGGUUGUUCAUCUCACUUUGGCAUUACUAUUUUGGAAGUAAUCAAAGAUAAAUCAGGCUGUGCGUACUGUGUGUAGUGUGUUGCUGUUUUCUGAUCCAUGUGGGAACCUUGUAUUUAAACACUCUGCAUUUCUAGACUUUAUUGUUUGAGAAUGUAUCUGUACUAAACUAAGGUGCUAGCCUGCACUGGAAUGGUUAGGUAAAGAUACUUGUACCUUUAGUCAUCCUUGUGAAUUUUCAACAAGAGAAGAAAAAAAGAUUCAAAAUUAAGCAGGGUGGAGGACAGGGUAAAGGCUAUAAUAAAACACCCAAAAAUAACAGUAAAAGAAGGAAACGUAAAGGCAGUAGUGGAAAUUUAAAAAAAAAGUGGAAAUAAGUCAAAUAAAAAGACUCAGCAAUGAAAAAGCAAACCCAUCAUUAAAGUUGGCUUUGAAAUGUAUUUAUUUGAUUCAUUUAUUCAUUAUUUUCAACAGAACGUAUUGGAUAACACUUUAAAUGAAUGUUUUGUAAACACACUUUUACAACCACAUAAAUGUAUUUAUAAAGCUUUAUGACAGUUCUUAUAAGCUACAAUAAACAUUAGGCACAUUUAUAGCAAUAUUUAGAAAGUUUUACAAGCAGUAAAUAUAACGUCUUUUGAAGGUAAAAACUGCAAAACUAACAAAAGCAUGUUUUGAAUUAUGGGUUUUAUAACUUAUUUUAAGUCCUUUCUGACUUUAUCCAGUCAGAUAUAUAACUGUCAAUGAUAUCAUACAGUGCUGUCACUUCACUCAAAGUGCCUAAAGUCAUGCUGUGCUGUAUUGGAAGCAGUAAUGAGACAUUCUUUCUUUUGAAAACCAAAGACAUUCUAACUUAUUGUGGUACAUUGAAUUGUUCUCUAUGAAACUUGAUAAUGAGAUAAAGUUGUGGCAGUUUUGUGUUAUAAAAUCCAGAAUUCAGAAGACGCCAAUGUUAUUGUGGUGUAAUCCUCCAUAAAUUAUACCUCCAUUGGGCAUAAUGCUCACUGCUUGUAAAACCUUAAAAACAUUGCUAGAAGUUGUUAUGAAUACACAUAGUCAUGAUGAGGACUGUAAUACAGCAGUAUAAAUGCAUUUCUACACAAGAAUCAACAAAUGCUUGAGUGUAAAAGCAGUGACUGAUAAAGGCCCUGGAGGGUGUUGAUCAGUAAAAGUGAUGUUUUUGAUUCAUCUAGAGAGGACAAUGUGAGCGCUCAGUCUGUUAGCUUGACCACAGUCAAAGGACUUUUUGUCCUGAAGUCUGCUGAAGCUGAAGACAUGGCAGCUCUCAUAGAGGAAAACCUGGAGGGGCUAAGACAGCGCUCAAUGUUUGCUGUGGCUCAGCAAAAUACCACUAAACAAGGUAAGUGCUCCUUCGAGUCCGUAUUAUUCCACUUACCACAUAUUAAAGUGCAAAGCUUAGGAACUUUUUUUUUAUCCCUCUUCCAGGUGACCAAAAGCUCUUAGCCUGUAAACGUGGAGACCUGCUGCUGGUGGAGAAGGAGAAAGAUUAUCCUCCUAAAGAUAAAUUGAUCAAUGCAACUAACCAGCGGACCAGCAACAGAGGGACAGUUCACAUGGACUCUGUGCAGUUUCUGCCAACACUCAACGAACCGUCUGAAGACAUGCUGGUAAAGUGACAUUUACACAACAGACUUUAAUAGUUUCUGCUCAGUGUUUUUCAAAGAGAGAAACCAGUGAGUUAUGUUUGCAUGGGCCCCCCCCUUGUGGUGUAACUAAAGAACUUCCUCUGUCCCUGCAGAAGCUGCUCAGUCCAGGCUCAGGAAGACCUUCACAAACACAAGUUGCCCCACAGCGAGAGGGGACGGUAGCUCCUGCUUCCCUAAAGGAGUUUGCACUGGAGAACUUCAGGUAAGAACAUCACCUGACUCCUCUUCAAUAUUUAGUAGACCCCCUGUGGUCAGUUUGACAAAGGAUCUUUGUGGUCAUGUUAUCCAUACAAAGACUUUUACUACCAAAAAAUUUCAGGUUCUUUUAGAUGUUGCAAAAUAAAAGAAAAAGAAUGUCAAGUCUCCUUUUCCUUCCUCUCACAGGUCGACAGGUAAAGAUGGUGGUCGACAGGGUGCAUCUAGAGGAGUCACCAGGGAGAAGCUGUGGGCUUGUACCAAAGAGCCUCUCAAACAGCCACUGUUGAAAAGCCUGUACCGCAAAUCUGAACUCAGCAACUUGGCCUGCAACGCCUUCACUGAUAUCCUUUAAAGCUUCUGUUUUGACAAUUUCAAGUACCUUUCCACUCACAACCCUGGUGUAAGUACAGCUGUAAUGUCGGCUGCUUCAAGAAUAAAAUCAGACUGUAAAAAGUGAUGGACAACUGACAGCUUCCUGAAAUUGAAGCCAAAGAUUUGGAGCUCCCCCUGCUGACAGGCUGCAGUAUUUUUCAUGCAUCUCUCUCUCCCUCUGUGUUAACAGAUGGAACAUGGGUCAAACUACAGAUUUAAAAUUUGAAUCAAAUCUUUAUUUUAUAUAGCCUCUUUUUUACAAUGAUUGUAUUUAAUCACUAACAAACAAGUUAUGAAAGAUUUAUAAAUUGUGUUUUGUUUUUCCUGUAAAAGGCCUACAUUUUUUUUUAUUUUUUAUAAAUAGCAGGGUGCUUCUUCUUAGAACUGGAGCUGAACUUAUUCUAAUGAUUGUUAAAGAAACUUUUCUUCUCUGAAUUAUUGCUUUUCCCCUGCUUAGCAGACAUCCAAAAACAAAGCAUGGCACCUUUAUAUUAGGUAGCAUUUCUGCUUCAGACAGAAGCACUAAAGCACAAAAUUUAAGUGCUGACAGCAAUCUAUAUACACAGCAGCAGGAUCAUAAUGUGAGGCCUUACAUCUCAACACAAAAUGACAAGUGUGCCUAAAGUCAUCUCAGAUGCUCGCACAGUGAAACAGGCCAUUCAUCGAGCCUUUAUUUCAGCACCAGGAGCUGUCCACAGUCUGCAGGGCUGCUCACGCACUGACCUGUGAUGUGAACGUUUGCGUCCAUCACUGAUCGUCAUGGUGUUGUUGUUCAGAAAAAUAAAGAAAUAGGUCUUACCUUAUUGUAAUCUUGUGGGCCAGAAGUCAUCACUGGCUUUAGCCCCCAGUUUCUGACCCUGAUGUAGACUGUGCUGACCAGAAAUGUCUUGGCUGUUUUAUCUUAAAUAUUACUUUUCUCUAUAGGUAGCUAACCAUGUCACUAUUGUGAUGCUUCCAUAAAUAUGUUGGCAUCCUUCAAUGGGAUAUGAUUUUGUACAACAGGAGGAAGUAGUGACACAUUGUCCAUCGUUAUGUGCAGUCGAUGUUUUAAGUUUUUUACCGAUAUGAAACUGCCUGGAUACUCGGUUUUUAAUAAAUGUGCCCAGAACAUGUAAAAAUACAAUGUCAGACCCUACCUACUGUUGUCCUUAACCUUAGCUGAUACCUAUCCUGAAGUUCAUGGGCGACUAUCCCAUCAAACAUGCUCGCAGUCCUCUAGAGCUGACUGAUCAAAUCUUUGGUCCAGCCACUCAGCAUCAGGAACUGCGGGAUGAGAUCUACUGUCAGAUUAUGAGACAGAUGACCAACAACAACAACAGGUGAUCUCACAGAGUCUAAUCCUAUGUUUAAAGACUAAACUGAAGGCCAACAUGUCUAACCUUCUGAAUGGUUUCUCAGGUUGAGUGUGGACCGUGGCUGGCAGCUGAUGUGGCUGUGUACAGGUUUGUUUCCACCCAGUCCAACUUUGAUGAUGUACACUCAACUCUUCCUGGAGUCUCGACCCAAAGAUCAUCUGUCAGCCAUCUGCCUGCAGAGGGUGAAGGCAAUGCUCAGGUCAGUCUGAAAAAAAAAUUAAAAAUACUUUUAUUUAACCAAGAAAGCCUAAUUGAAAUAGGGAAUCAAAGUUACAAACAUACUAGACAUUAUUUUAAACAUUUGGUUAACGUAUCUUGCAUCACAGAAACCAUCUUUCCAGAAACCAUCAUGUACAGCCUGAUGCAUCUUCCACCAACACUUUUAAUCUGGUCUUAAAAAACAUGUUGGGAGACCAGCUCCCUCAAAUCCAAAGUCUCUUGCAGCAGAUUCCAAUCUGCAAACCAGAGUCCUGUGUCUGAGUCACAGACCAAAGACUUUAACUUCUGAAAUUUUUCAAGUGAAUUAAAUUUUAUAAAUAAGAGGGAAGCAAGUUGAGAAUUGCCUCACAAGUAAAGACAUGCCAGUGAUUUAGUCUACCAACGUAAAAACUCAAUCACAGACAUAGUAAAAGAUGGCAGGUUCAGUGGCUUUGUCUUUGAGUUUUGUUUUUGUCAGGAGUGAAGAUCACUUCAAUUUAUGAAAGGUGUCUUGUACAUAAAUGAAUGUAGCUUUCAAAGUAAUUUUGGGGUCUUUUUACACCUUCUUUGGAUAGCACAACUGAAAACAGACAUGUCAAGUGUGGAGUAGAGAGUGGGGUGUGACAUACUGCGUAGGGUUGAUGUCAGUGGUUGUUGGUCAGACUUAGUCAACCAAGAAGGGUAAAUUGUAUUUGAAUGUGCAUUAUGUCAAAUAAAUAAACUGACUGUCUUGGAAUGACCCUUUUGUUCCCUCAGUAAGGAGCCCAGACAGCUUCCUCCACACAUGGUUGAGGUGGAUGCCAUCCAGCAGAACAGCAACGAGAUCUUCCAUAAAAUCCACUUCCCAAAUGAAACAGACGAAGUAAGAUACAACUCUGCCUUUCUCAAACACUUUGAUUUUAAUCACUCACAGCAAUAUGCUUUCAUCAUUAUUUGAUUACAGCACUUGGUUUGUUUUCUCACAGAAGACAGCUGGGACUGAACUGUUUCUAGUACAAAGACCUUUCAGUUAGUAGUUUUCCUGUUAAAGUUGUUGUCCACCCUUGUACAGAAAAAUAUAGACCAAAACUAUUUUGGUAUUUUAACAUGAGUAUUUUACACACCCCAGUCUCUUUAUAAGUCAAGGUUUAGUUUGACUAUUUUUAAAAUGUACUCAGUGAAUGUGUGCAUCGUGUGCUCUCUGAGUUGUAUAACCAUUUCCCCCUCAGCUUAAGUAUCUCCUUAAAAAUCUUUUUUCUGUAGUCCUGGGCAGUUUUCAUCUUUAGGAGCUUUUGUAGAGCUGGGGUAGUUUGUUAAUUACUUCUAUUGUUAGCAGAUUCUAGGUUUUACUGUAAGGGGCAAAAUGUGAUGAUUCUAAAAAAUUUGCAUAACUUUAUUUAAUCUAUUAGGGGUGGGAGAAAUAAUCGCAUAGUAUUGAGAUAUUUUGUCUGGUGAUAUAUCGUAUUAUCUCAUUUACGAAGUAUAGAUUUUUUCAAAUUAAUUGUUAAUAAGAAGUCAAAUCUAUGAUAAUGUAGAAAAUAAAAUCAACUGUUUGUCCAGUGAGGUUGGCAGAGGUGACAUCACAGAGCAGGAGAAAGUUAGUACAACAAAUAUAAAUAAGGUUUGCAAGAUGUGCUACAUGAAAAUAAAAUUCUGUGUAAAUAAGACAAACAUAAAGGAAAGACAGAUGCUAAAUUAGCUGAACAGUUGAAAAAGUUGUAUGAAUCGCAAGAUAUUUUAUUGCAAUACUCACUAUUGCAAAAUGUUAAAAACUGAAUAAUAUCACACCGUGGGGCCACUGGUGAUUCCCACCCCUACUACUUAUGAGGAGCUACUCUUGUUCCAGAGAGCUUUAUGAACAAUCAUUAUCAUGUAUCUGAAAUUUAAACUCAGACAAUGAUCCACGUGCUGUAGUUUAAUAUUCAUAGACAACAUAGAGGCUGUAGUUUUGACAGGUUUUCACCAAAGUGAGAAACACUUUCUCUGUCAAAAACAUACACUAUCUUUGAGAAAUGGUAGUUUCAAACAUGAUUUCAUUGCAGAAAACACUCAAACCUGCAUUAUUUCCUGUGGCCAGCAGAGGGGGCUCUGCUUGUAGCAAACAUUUUCAUGAUGAGACAUCUUUGACCUUUUUUGUUGUUUGCUUUCUCAUAUCAGUGAACAUUUUUCUGAUGGCUUCAGGGUCUCAAUCUUUAGUUUAAAAACUUUUCAAAGCAGCAUUAUGCAGCUUUUUUAGACUGGUGGUCUUGUUCUGAGAAAAACUGAAAUAAUUCAGAGCAUGAGUCACAAGUUGCAAUCACAGUGACUCUUAACCAAGCUAGAGACCCAGCUGAACUCAAACACUUCAGAGUGGUAAAACAAGAACCAGCAGGUGACUUUACACUGGUUUAAAAAAAGUCCACUUCUUAUGCGCAGCGCAAAGCGUAUUCAGAUUUGUUUGUGGGUAUCUUGACUUACCUUUUGUAUUAUCAUGCAGAUUAUUGAGGUGUCUUCAACUACCACAAUCCAAGAGCUGUGUCACACCAUAGCCUUGAGGCUUCAGCUGAGCUCAGUGGAAGGAUAUGGCCUCUACUUAAAAACCAGACUAAAGGUAAGGUUUAGUGACUCUCCUGCAACAGCUUCAGUGUUCCUUUAUUUGUUUUUUUCUUAAUUACAGUGUAAUGUGAGAGAAAUAGACACAGAUUUAAUCACAUUUCUUUGGUAGGUAUUUGUAAUGUGACUCAUUUUAAUCCAAAAAUAAACAUUUUUAGAAAAUGAGGCCAUAAAUUUGAUCUUCACUACAUUGAGGGUUUUAACAAAUACAGACUCCAAUAUCAAAGGCUAUGCUCCUGUCAUCAUGGACUUGUUUGUUUUUAAUGCUUAGAUCACGACCAUGGAAGACGACAGGUAUUUCUUUGACAGUCUGAGACAAACUUCAGAUGGUCCAAAGAAAGCAAAGAAAAUAAAAGAAGGUAAAGAAUCAUGGCAAUGUGUUCAUUUUUGUGUAUCACUGCCGCAUAUAUCUAUAAUUCAGUUGUUGCUCCUCAGGCCCCCAGUCCAACAUGCCCUACCUGGUGAUAUUUAAAAGGAAGCUCUGGUUCAAUGUGAGCCCAGGGAAAGACCUGAAAGCAGACUUCACCUUCCAUUUCCCUCAGGUAUUCGUUUCAUUUCAUUUCACAUUCAAUACUUGACCUAACACACCCUUAAUUCCGACUGACUGAAUUUUGAACAUGGAGCAUCUUGCUGACACACGACUUUUGUCUUGCCUCUAUACAGGAGCAGCCCAAGUACCUGAAGGGAUACCACAACUGCAGUAAGCAGGACUUGAUCACACUGGCUGGCCUGCUCUUCAGGACUCAGGUGGAUUCAGACAGAUCGCAGUUCAUCAUGAUCCCCAGACUGUUGAAGGGGCUGGUUCCUGCUAACCAGAUAGGAAUCAUGUCACCUGACGAAUGGAAGAAGGUGAAGAAACACCCUCACAGGGUUAAGGUCGAAAAAUAUUGUCUGUAGUGUAACAGUCCACUGUUCUUUUCACUACUUUGCAGCACAUCAUCGCCUCCUACACCAAGCAGAGCGGCAUGACAGUGGAUGAGGCCAAAAUCGAGUUCCUGAAAGCCAUUUCCGGCUGGCCGACCUUCGGAUGUGCCUUCUUUGAUGUGAAAGUGAGUCAGAAAGAUGAGAAAGAGCAAAGUCGUCAGAAUUCAGGAAACCGUGUACUCAUGUUAUAAUUUAAUCUGACUUUGCAGCAAGACUGUGACUAUGACUACCCAGAGGAAAUUUUGGUGGUUGUCAGCAAGCAAGGUGUGGGCUUAAUGGACAAAACGGAUAAGGUAUGUACAAUAAUAAACCAUAUACGUAGAUACACACAGACUUAGCGGAGGCAAUGUGUGAUAUAAAUAUAUUAGCUGAUAAUAUUAGGCCGACGUAUUGAUACAUCACUGAUAGGCUGGAUUAGUCUCAUUAUCAGGAAUAGAUAAGACGUUUUUGAAUAGAUUAAAACUUUUUGAACAUGUUGUAUGCACAUACACACACACACACACACACACAGCAGUUUAAGAAGUCUUGUUUGCUUUUUGACAUUAUUAAAAAGCAUUAAUGUGAGUUUCUUUCCAUUUCAUUAAAUCAAAAACCUUAAGACUGAAGCAUGAAGAGGACAAGAUAAGCAAAGACUCCUUUUCUGUCUGCAGGGGACGCUAAAACUGACUUAAACUGAAAGUUCCUUAAAGGACCUUUAGACCUUUAGUGUGAUUCUGAAAAAAAUAUAUAUAUUUCAUGCUGGUGUUUGUGUAGGAUAUUUUCAUGCUUUCACUUAUGUGGUUUACAUUAAAAAACCUCUUCAUAUCUAAUAUCUCUUUUCAUCUGUGACCCUUUUAGGGGAUGCUGGUGAUGCACCAGUUCAGCCGUAUUGUAGAAUACACCAGCAAAGGAAAUGUUUUCCAGAUGACCAUUGGCACAUUGUUGAAGAACGUCAAUUUUGUCUGUGAAACCCCACAGGUGAGUGCGAAUCUGUUAUUUCAUCAGGUACAAAUGCUCCCAGCAGAAGAUUCUUGUGCUGUCAUCUGUUUGUGCCGAUAACAAAACGUCUCUUUGAAAUGAUGAUUUCCUACCUUUUUUUUAGGCCAGAGCAAUAGAGGACCUCAUCAGGUCAUACGUCACUAUGUAUGAGAGGCAGAGAGAGGCUUUUCUACCAAGGACACAACUCAUGUUUUUCUGAGAAUUCAGUGGCAAAAACUGUGAUUCAUGUCAAAUCUUCAGCAAUGGUUUCACGCCACAUAAAUGCUUCUGUACAGUUUAAAUUUUUAAGACUGACCUGAAUACAGAUUACUUUGACUUCUAGUGAAUAAUUUAGUUUGAAAUGUCAAGUCUUCAUUUGUGUCUGUUUUGACAAAUGUUUAGU